AUGGCUAUUGAAGUCAAUGGAUUUGAGGUGGCACCGCCACCUGUAAAGGCUUUAGCUGAGGCGGACAGGUCUUUGCUGAUUAAGAACGAGAAUGGGAAGCUGGAGCAAGGAUUGACCCCCAAUGCGGACAUAAAGUUUGGUUCUCAUGGAGAUGGAUUGGCAAACAGCGAAGCAAAUAAAGUUUCUGAUGCAAACUUACCCAAGGAUGCUGCUGAUGAAUGGCCGGCACCGGAUAAGAUUCACUCCUUUUAUAUUCCUAAGUGCAGGUCGCACGAUGAUCCUCAGAUAAAGGUCAAAAUUGACCUAGCCGAUAGGGAGAUUCAACGGAUGAAUCAAGCCAGGUUCCAGAUCACCGACAAACUGAGAGCAAAAAGGUCCCAGCGAUCAGACAUAAUCACUCAGCUGAAAGCUUUGGGCAAUGAGAACAAGCAGUUUAAUAUGAUUGCUGAAGAAAAGAGGAAGGAAAUGGAACCGUUGCAUGAUGCUCUAGGCAAGCUCCGCAAUGGGAACAAUGCUGGUCAUGGUAGUGGCAUAUGCUCAUCAGAAGAAGAACUUAAUGAGCUCAUCCAGAGCUUGAAUUACCGCAUACAGCAUGAGAGCAUCCCAUUGGCUGAAGAGAAGCAACUUCUACGGGAAUUAAAACAGCUUGAGGGCACACGGGAGAAGGUUAUUGCAAAUGCUGCACUGAGAGCUGAUGUGCAGGGUAAAUAUGGUCAGCGAGAAGAGAUUCAGAACCAGGUUAAACAUAUGGGAGUUGGCUUGGAUGGAGUGAGGAAGGAGCAGCAGACAGUUAAGGGAAAAAUUAAGAAUCUCAGGGAAGAAUUGGAGGGUAUAGAGAAUGAUAUAGGGUCUUUGCAAGAUGAGCUGCCAGCUACCAUUGAGAAGAGGGACAAAGCAUAUGAAAACUUGCAGGACCUGAGGAAACGGCGUGAUGAGGCGAAUGCCCCUUUUUACCAAAGCCGUGCGAUUUUGAACAUCGCAAGAGACCUUGCUGCAAAGAAGGAUGUUAGUGCUCUUGAGGAGCUUGCACUGAAUGUGGCUGAGAAGUUUUUCUCCCUCUGGAACGACAGCAAGAGUUUCAGAGAUGAUUACCUCAAAAGAGUGUUGCCAUCAUUGGAUGCCCGACUGUUGAGCAGAGAUGGAAGAAUUAGGAAUGCCAACGAGAAGCCAUUAGCAGUUGCCGAGGUAACAACUGCUGUAUCCAGAAAAGAGACAACGGUGAAAACUGAAGUGACCAAGGAAACAACUGCUGUAUCCAGAAAAGAAAAAAAACUGUAUCCAGAAAAGAAAACUGAAUUGAAAGGGCCAAAAGAAGAUUUCAAACCACCUCCGCAAGACAAUGUUGCUACUGUCAAGAAUAACCGGAAAGAAGCUGUAAAGAAAGCGGUUGAUUCAGCUGCCACAUUUGAGCUUAUGGGGACGAAGUCUAAAGAGGACACUGAGGACUUUGUUGUGGUGACAUCGGAGCAGGAGGCUCCGAAAGUGACUGAAGUCGACAAAGAGAAGCUGAAGGAGAUGAAGAGGCAGGAGCAAAUUGAAAAGCAGAAGCAGGCUCUAGAAAGGAAGAAAAAGCUGGCAGAGAAAAAUGCACUGAAAGCGGCAAUUAAAGCUCAAAAGGAGACUGAGAAGAAACUCAAGGAUCGUGAAAAGAAGGAAAAGAAGAAGGUGAUGACGUGGAAUCCUGAUGCGGAGGAACUGGCUGAGGAGGCUGCCGAAGCAGAGAAGAUUGGGAAAGCUCCUGACGCUCCGGCCCCUGCGAAGGAGAAGGUUCAAAAGAAAAGUGCUUACAGAGUGAAAACUCGAACAAAAGGAGUCGAAUCGGUUCCAAAGGCCAUCCUGAGGCGGAGGAGGUCGCAGGCCUACUGGAUGUGGGCCGUUCCCGCUGCUGUUUUGGGAGCUCUGGUGGCCCUAGCUUAUGCAUAUUACUCUCUUCCCUGAGGAAGAAGAGGAGUUAGAACCGCUGGCUGGAUGAGGCCCUAGCAAACGGGCAGUUUUGCCUAUAGAAAGCUUGAACUUUGGGGGUAACCUAGUUCUUUUCAGUCCCAACAAGGAAUGGGACUUUUAACUCAAACUACUUUCAGAAACUCAGUUUGGCAUAGGACCUCCGGAUAGCGGGCAGAGUAGAUUUGCGGAUUAUAGUCAAAGUUGUUCGAAU
This is a messenger RNA of Eucalyptus grandis, 2155 nucleotides long. Its product is annotated as proton pump-interactor 1. Bases 1 to 1938 code for a protein of 645 amino acids. The transcript is spliced from 7 exons. Lineage: Eukaryota; Viridiplantae; Streptophyta; Magnoliopsida; Myrtales; Myrtaceae. The record is from RefSeq and is a predicted model, not a curated record.